This is a messenger RNA of Pundamilia nyererei, 2280 nucleotides long. RefSeq names its product down-regulator of transcription 1 (gene dr1). The transcript has 3 exons. Gene Ontology annotation, cellular component: negative cofactor 2 complex. Lineage: Eukaryota; Metazoa; Chordata; Actinopteri; Cichliformes; Cichlidae. Gene Ontology annotation, biological process: RNA polymerase II preinitiation complex assembly; negative regulation of transcription by RNA polymerase II. Gene Ontology annotation, molecular function: RNA polymerase II general transcription initiation factor activity; protein heterodimerization activity; TBP-class protein binding. The record is from RefSeq and is a predicted model, not a curated record. Bases 697 to 1227 code for a protein of 176 amino acids.
AAUGCGAUUCAGACAGGCUUUAAACACCAAAGAAGAAGAAGGGUAUCCGGCUCUUUGUUUGACGUUGCAUCCGGACUGAAUUAAGCUAAUGUUGCCCACAUUUCAAACGUAUAAACGAAUCGAUACCAUGUUUCAGCUUAUCUAAAAUGUCCAAAUCAUCUCUCGAUGCAGGGUAGAACAACAGGCAGUGUUGUGGCACGUGUGUCCCGUUUCUGUGUCUAUGCAGCUAACUGUUUAGCCAUGCGGGAGGCACUUCAUUGUUAGCCUAGCGGUAGCCAUGCUCUCCGCUUUCACUUGUCUUUUGCGUUGCGGCGGCUUUCUGGCGACAGGGACCACAGCUACUAGCUAGCCUGGCUGCUAGCUAGCUAAGCAUUUUCCACACAGUAUUAACGUUUUGUCUUCUUUUAUGGUGUAUGUGCUUUAGCGUUUUCUAACGGUUUCUUUUCUACCACGUUCCGCACAAAGGCUCCACUCUGCGAAAAUUGUUUCAACUAUUAGCUACUAGCUAAGCUAGCCGGCUAACUUGGAGGAACGUCACUCUCCCAUAUGACAUUUAACUCUGCGUUGACGUUGUCUUGACCUGACCGUUAUAUUUUAAUUCUGCCGGCCCGAGAAGGCCUCGUAACAGUUUCCUUCCGUCGAGUAUCGGAGUUUCUCUUUCUUUUUUCCCUGGUUUCUGUCCCGUCGACUGCCACGAUGGCUUCUUCCUCUGGAAAUGACGACGACCUCACCAUCCCGAGAGCAGCUAUCAACAAAAUGAUUAAAGAAACUCUCCCCAAUGUACGGGUGGCCAACGAUGCCAGGGAGCUUGUUGUUAACUGCUGCACAGAGUUCAUCCACCUCAUAUCCUCAGAAGCCAAUGAUAUAUGCAACAAGUCGGAGAAGAAAACCAUUUCCCCAGAGCAUGUCAUCAACGCGCUCGAGAGCCUCGGUUUCGCAUCGUACAUCACGGAGGUGAAAGACGUCCUGCAGGAGUGUAAAACUGUUGCUCUGAAGAGGAGGAAGGCCAGCUCGAGACUGGAGAACCUGGGCAUCCCUGAAGAAGAGCUCCUCAGACAACAACAGGAAUUGUUUGCAAAGGCGCGACAGCAGCAGGCAGAACUCGCUCAGCAGGAAUGGUUGCAGAUGCAGCAGGCCGCCCAGCAGGCACAGAUGGCGGCAGCAUCUGCCACUGCUGCCCAACAGGCCGGUUCCUCUCAGGAUGAAGACGAAGAGGAUGACAUAUGAUCCCAGGAUACCGUUCAGCUUGUCCGAAUCCCUUCCUGGGACAGUGUUGGCGGGCAAACCUCCCAGUGCUGUUGUUGACAGAGACUUGAGAUGUGUUUGACCGCUGGUGCACAUCAGCGACACAAGGAAAAUGCACAUUUGGUAUCGACAGUGGAGAUGGAGUUGGAGGGGGAUGUCAACAUGAUGAUACUAGAACCUGAAAUUAGUUUGGUUUGAAAAGCUGUUAAUAAAAUUUGGAUUAUCCCCCCCCGCCCCCCCUUUUUUUAAGUUACUUCCGUUUAAUUAUGUCUUGAUGUUAUGUUGUGAGUAAUUUGUAGAUUUCUGGAUGUACUGUGGAUGCACUGAAGGCACAUUUCAUUGAAGUUUGGUAAUGGUGCAGCAGGUGUUUGCUCUUUCAGGUACUGCACCAACUAGCUUGUUUAUGUCAACCAUAGUGCUAGAUAACAAUCAGUGGUGUAGGUGAAUCGCUCCUGACGACUCCAGAGCAUCUAAUUCCUCUUCUCUUGUCUUUGCCAUUUUGUCAAAAAGGGUUUUCUUUACCCCUCUGUGGAGUUAUUUGUUCGACAGUGGAAGAGUUGAGGGGGAGUGAAUAUUGAAAUUGUACUAUUAGAUAAUGAAAAAUACAUUUUUGUUUUAGCUUAUUCAGAAACAUUAUGUUGUUUCCUUUCUACCUUGAACUACACACAGUAUUGGUUCUUAGCUGCACCUUUGAAAAACUGAAUAUUUUUGUCUGAUAGAACCAAAGAUAGACUAACAGCCCAGAGUUCGUGUUUUGUUUUCUUUUUAAGGUGUAGGUGCUACUGUGGUUCUCAUUGCUGACUCCAGAUCAGUGUGAAUAAUGUUAAAUAUUAUUAACCUAUAACUUUGUAAGACGCUUUGAUAUCGAGGCCAGAUUUGUUAUUUCCCUUUUCCUUGGGUGCAGUAUCAAACAUUUGCAUUGUGACUGUGGUCAAUCCUCAGUGUAAAGAUAAGUAACCUAGUUGUGAUACACAUUCACUUGCCUAUACUACAAAGUUGUAUUCUUUAAGCAAUAAAGGAAUCAUGUUUUAUAGA